AUGUCCAGUGACAGUAUAAAUCGCCCUCCAAAUCAACCCAUACUUUUGAGCUUCCCGAGCAUCGAUGAUCUUGUCCCAAAGUUGAGGCGCUACGUCCUCAAGCGCCAAAAGGAAACCUUGGAUAAGCAGGGCCGUUUCGUAGUCGCUGUAUCCGGUGGCUCUUAUCUCAGCAUGCUGUCUCGCGCUCUUCUCGAGCCUAGAAACGACGGUACCCCUGAGGACACUCCGUACAACUAUAAGCAACUAAAGGACCAGUUGUUGGACAAGAUCCCUGUAGAGCUUGGAGCUCCGAAUGUCUAUCCUAUCGAUGCCGACCUUGUUAACGAGGAAGAUGAGCUAGUCGAGCACUACGAGAAGUCCGUGAUAGAGAGAUUAACUCAGAAAGACUCUGCUAGGUUCCCUAUCUUUGACCUAAUCCUCCUUAACUGCGGCUAUGAUAGCCACACCUACGGCCUAUUCCCCGACCAUAAAGUCUUGACCGAGGAGGAUAGAUAG
This is a messenger RNA of Penicillium arizonense, 495 nucleotides long. RefSeq lists its product as uncharacterized. Bases 1 to 495 code for a protein of 164 amino acids. Lineage: Eukaryota; Fungi; Ascomycota; Eurotiomycetes; Eurotiales; Aspergillaceae. Gene Ontology annotation, biological process: carbohydrate metabolic process. The record is from RefSeq and is a predicted model, not a curated record. The transcript has 2 exons.